Messenger RNA from Cavenderia fasciculata, 1446 nucleotides. RefSeq lists its product as uncharacterized. Bases 1 to 1446 code for a protein of 481 amino acids. NCBI's taxonomy places the organism in Eukaryota, Evosea, Eumycetozoa, Acytosteliales, Cavenderiaceae. The record is from RefSeq and is a predicted model, not a curated record. The transcript is spliced from 3 exons.
AUGAACACAAAUAUUCAAGAGGAUCAUCAUGGUGAUGGAGAAGACGAAUACAAUGAUGAUGAAGACUAUGAUGAUGUCGACCAAUCGAUGGACUAUCAAUCACCGUUUAAAUCACCACCUCCAAAGUUUAUGAGACCGUCCAACAACAACAACAACAACAAGAUAGCUGCCACUCCCACUGCCACUGCUAGUAGUAGUGCAAUCAAGACACCUGUCAUUCGUCAUCAUAAUAAUAACAACAACACAGGUGGUGGUGGUAAUCAUAUUGAUGUAUCGCAAUUCCCUCUAUCGACUCCGUCGUGGACACCAAAGACAACAACAUCUACCAACUCAACAACAUCACCAAUGUCACCAGAGAUGACUACCGGUAGUAGUAAUAGAUCGACAUCAGAGAUUGAUGAAGAUGCAACUCUAUCAGCUACACCAACUUUUUCUACACCUGGAUCAUCAAUAUUUAGAUCAAUUGAUCAAGAUGAUGACGAUGAUGAUAAAGAUAAUGAAGAUGGAGAAGGAGAAGAAGGAGAAACAACAACAACAACACCAUCUCAAUCAGCACAAUCAAAACAAAUACUAUCACCUGUAUCCCCAACUUCAACUUCACCAUACAGACAAUUUAAAGCACCAACUAUAACUAAUUUAUCAGCAAAGAAACAACAACAACCUCUAAAUAAUAAUAUUAAUAAUAAUAACAAGUUAACAGGGAUUAAAAGAAAAUCAAUCACACAACUAGACAAUAAGAAUAAGGUUAAAUCAUCAAAUGACAUAUCAUUGGAUGAAUUCUAUCAAUCCAUAAUCAUUUUCAAGUGUAUAGAGUGUGAUUGUAUUGUUGGUGAUAGUACAAUGAUCAUUGACACUUAUACAGAGGAACAAGAACGAUUUAUGAUUGACAAUCAUUCCUAUAUAUUAAGUAAAAUAGGUUUAAAUAUAAUCAUUGAAAAGGAUAAUCAACUACAACUACAACAACAACAACAACUACUACUAAAAUGUAAACAAUGUAAUCAUAUCAUUGGAAAAAUAGAAAGUAGUAGCGGUAAUAGUAAUAGUAGUAGUAGUAGUAGUAGUAACAACAAUAAUAAUUCUUUUAUUUUUUAUAAUAAUUCUCUAUCAUUAUCACUCCAGGAGUCAAACAGAAACCAACCAAAUAUAAAUUUAUUCUUAUUGCCAUGUACCAAAAGCAAAGAUGAAUAUGCCCACUAUCUUUCGUUCGAUUAUUUGGAUAUUUAUUACCAUGGUAACUUGGAGGCUGCAUUCAAAACAUUUGGAGCACCAAAAUUUGGUAGUUACCCAAUUGGUGCCAAGACUAUUAAUGUCAACACUAUGGAUGAAUUAGAUAUUGCCAAAAUGGCAAUGUUCUAUUGUGACAAGUUUACUAUCGAGGGUUCUGACACCUUAGAAAUCAAAAGAACCAAGUUUUCUAACUUUUUAAAACAUCAACUCGUUGUUUGA